UAUAUAAGUGUCUAAAACCCCCGGUGUCACUGUUCUUUCGAGCUGACAUUUUCGGUUUUUCAAGCGAAGCACCUCUGCCUGAGCUGAAAAUUCCAGGAAUCGCUAACUUCCGAACUUCGAAUUCGAGAUCUCGGUUUUUCGAUUGCUAGAAUCAGGUUGUAGAAGUGUCUGUUCUUUGGUUCAAGCCCAUAGUUCUGGUAUUCAGUCUUUGAUUCAGCAUCAAGGUCUCAGCUGCAGGGGAUAUGUUACAGUAGAUGGAAGAGUAUGUCGUAGACAAUGUUGUGGUGGAUAAUUCAAGGGGACCUGCCUAUUCAUAGUGUACUAGCAUUGAUCUCCUAUGCAACUCAACUGCAACUGCGAAUUAUAUUUCAGAAAGAGUGACCAGCUUUUACCAGCGGGGUUUCAAGGUAGAAUGGCAACCGAAAGUCCAAUGUUAUUGGUGGGAAGCAGUGGAGCUAGUAAGUGGCCCUCAUCUAAGGAGGCCAUGGCAUUCAAGUCAUCAUCAAAUAAUGUGGCACCACAAGAUUUGGGUUUGCUUUUGAGGAGGCAUAGGAUUAGUGGGAACGGGAGGGAUGUGGUCCCCAAUAGGACUGGAAGUGCACCACCAAGCAUAGAAGGAUCAUUUGCAGCUAUUAGGAACCUUAUUAGUCAGCAGAACUCCAAUCUGGAAGGAAGUGUGGCGAGUUUAAACAGUGCAACUGAAAAUUGUGAGUCUGAGGAGCAACUCCGUGCCGAUCCAGCCUACCUGGCAUACUACUGGGCUAAUAUUAAUUUGAAUCCAAGGCUUCCUCCACCUCUUAUUUCAAGGGAGAAGCAGCGGCUAGUUCACCAUAUUGGUGGUUUUGGGGAUAAUCGGAAAUUGACUUCCUUUGAUGACAACAGCAGUGGAUCCUUUUACUUGCCUCGAGCUGCCCUCUCUACUCAUAGAGAGGAGCCUGAGGAUGAGAGGUCACCUAGACAGGCUUCUGAAGAUUGGGCAGAAAGGAAUGCCGAGUUUUUGUCUGGACACUUCACAACUUCCUUGGCAGGGCGUCACAAAAGUCUGGUGGAUUUGAUUCAGGAAGACUUUCCUCGCACCCCAUCUCCUGUAUAUAAUCAGCUGUGUUCCUCUAGUCAUGCAGCAGAAGAGGAAAUAGGUGAUCCGGAUGAUUUUGUCAACCCUUUAAAUGAUUCUUCUACCAGUACAACUAGAGUACAGGAAUCGAACAUGACUUCUAUAGGUGUCCUUGCAAGUACAUCUACUCUGGGUGACAUGACAGGAAGCUCACUUCUUGGCCUUAAAGGAGAAUCAAACAGUCUUGAUGUUCAUGUGGAUGUUGAUAUCAACGCUAUUCAAUCCGAAAUGAAGGUUUUUAGUAUAUCUGACCUGCCCGAUGCAGAGGGUCAUGGAAGUCAACCAGAAUGGAAACAUCCCCAACCGCAUAAUUUUCCGCGACACCAAUUGCAUUCGCAACGCAGCACUGCAUGUCAACUUCAGGGUGUCCUCUCUCAGAUGACUUCCCAAGGAAUGCACCAUUUCUAUGAUGGCAUGGAUCAUAUAUCGCAUGGUCAAUCCAAGCAUCCCACAGUUGAGGUAUGGCCAGUACUUCAGACUUCUGGAAUAUCAACUCCUUUGUAUGCAACUACAACUGCAACUUCUUAUAUGGCCUCUGGAAGUCCUUUUUACCCUAAUUUGGAACCUUCAAGCCUAUUUACUCCCCAGUAUAGCAUAGGUGGAUAUGCUUUGAAUGCCACACUUCUGCCUCCAUUUGUUGCUGGAUACCCACCUCCUAGUGCUAUUCCCAUGGCUUUCAACAACUCUGCUGGUCCAAGUUUUAGUUCUCGUUCUGCCAAUCAAUUGGUUGGGGAAAGUGUUGCACCUGGCGUUGAUCUGCAACACCCGUACAAGUUUUAUGGGCAAUUUGGGUUGGCUCCACCUUUUGUUAAUCCUUUUCAUAUGCAUUACUUUCAGCAUCCUUCUGAGGAUGCAUACAGUGCUGCAGGUCAGUAUGAUUCAUUGGCACCAAGGAUCGAUAUUGUAGAAAGUCAUGAUGCUUUUGAUUUGCAGAAAGGGCCUCCCCUAGCUGCAAUUGCAGCUGGUCAGACAUCCCAAUUUCCAAGAAGUGGAGCUCUGAGCAUUCCAAGCAUGAGAAAAGCAGGAAUGGCCAGUUCAAAUUCUUAUGAAAGCCCCCCAGGCAUGGGUGUUCUGAUGCAAUACCCUGCUUCUCCUCUUUUAAGUCCUGUACUACCAGGAUCACCAAUGGCUACAGUGAGGCUUCCGGGGAGGACAACUGACAAUUUCAGGUUUCCGAUGGGCUUGAAUAGAAGUAUCGGAGAAUAUUCUGGAUGGCAAAGACAGAAAGGAAUUGAAAAGUUUGACGACCCAAAAUCAUAUUCAUUUCCUGAAGACUUGAAAUCCAGUAAAGCCCACAAAUUUGAGCUGUCUGAUAUUGCCGGACGUAUUGUUGAAUUCAGUGCUGACCAACAUGGGAGUCGGUUUAUUCAGCAGAAGUUGGAAAACUGUAGUGCUGAAGAGAAGGCAUCUGUUUUGGAAGAAGUUCUACCACAUGCUUCAAUGUUGAUGACUGACGUUUUUGGAAAUUAUGUCAUUCAGAAGUUUCUUGAGCAUGGAAGCCAUAACCACAGGAGAGAACUUGCUGAUCAACUUGCUGGCCGUAUUUUGCCUUUGAGCCUUCAAAUGUACGGGUGUCGUGUAAUUCAGAAGGCACUUGAAGUUAUUGAGAUCAAUCAGAAAAUAAACCUUGUUCUUGAACUUGAUGGACAUGUUAUGCAAUGUGUGCAUGAUCAAAACGGAAACCAUGUAAUACAGAAAUGCAUUGAAUGCAUGCCAACAGAGAAAAUUGGGUUUAUCAUUUCUGCUUUCCAUGGUCAAGUUGCAACUCUGUCCACACAUCCUUAUGGUUGCCGAGUUAUCCAGAGAAUUCUGGAGCAUUGCACUGAUGAGAAGCAAACUCAAUACAUAGUGGAUGAGAUCUUGCAAUCUGCUAGUUCUCUUGCCCAGGACCAGUAUGGCAAUUACGUUACCCAGCAUGUUCUAGAGAAGGGGAAACCUCACGAAAGAAGCCAGAUUAUUACCAAAUUGGCUGGGCAUGUUGUACACAUGAGCCAGCAUAAAUUUGCAUCGAAUGUAAUUGAGAAGUGUUUGGAGCAUGGUGAUUCAACAGAAAGAGAACUCUUGAUUGAGGAAAUUGUUGGACAAACAGAGGGAAACGAUAAUUUAUUGACAAUGAUGAAGGACCAGUUUGCAAAUUAUGUGGUCCAGAAGAUUCUUGAGACAUGUACUGAUAAGCAAAGAGAAAUAUUGCUUAAUCGUAUAAGAGUCCACCUUCAUGCAUUGAAGAAAUACACAUAUGGGAAACAUAUUGUUGCUCGGGCUGAACAAUUGUUUGUAGGUACCUUGCUGGGAUUUUGUGAAGCCAAUCCUUGUCAUCUCAAGGAAGUUGGAAGACAUCAGCACUUUGUGGAGUUCAUGUGAAGAGAGUACAAAAAAUGAGUUUUCAUUCUGGUAUUCCUACAAAAAGAGUAGGCUGCACUCCCUCCACAAUUGCUACUCCUACUUGCUGCUUUUUUUCAUGAGAAGUGCAGGCUGUCCAGCACAGACGAGUUACUGCAAGAAGCUAGUUGUUGGUUAUACAAAACUGGAAGUCCAUGUUUAAGAUUGCCAAAUCCAUGUGCAGCCAUUUUCCGCUGUGCAGCACAGAUAAGUUACUGCAAGAAGCUAGUUGUUGGUUGUACAACAACUGGAAGUCCAUGUUUAAUAUUGCCAAAUCCAUGUGCAGCCAUUGUCCAUGAUUUGCAAAGAUAUUCUUUAGUAAAUGGAGAGUUACAUGGUAUGGCCUGUGUCUUUGCACAGUAUGUGAUAGUUUUCGAUUAUGAUGAGUUGGGCCUGUGGUGUGGUGAUGUAGACCAUCAGUCUGUUGCAUUUCACUGUCCAUGGGCCAUGCCCCAAAAAUAUCCUGAAAGGAAAAAUCUUCACCUUUAGAUUUGGAAGACUUUGAGAUAUAGCCCAUCCAUAGUUUGUGCUUGUUUUGAUGGAAAGCUGAUUGUGGACACAUAAAACGAGAUGGAACCCGUGGGAAAUAGACAAUUGUGGAUUCCAACAAUAGUUCUGUUGUUUGUUUUGGUGUGAUUUUCAUGAGAAACUAGGGGGAAAGGAAACCAAAACAAGAAGGCAGUUAGCUUGUAAAAUAUUAUGAGCUGAGUUCUGAACUACACCAUUUCAAUUAAACUGGAAUGUAAAAUAUAAUGACCUGAGUUCUGAACUACACCAUUUCAAUUAAACUGGAAUGUAAAAUAUAAUGAGCUGAGUUCUGAACUAGAAUUAGUUUGCCAAAUUAACAAAAAAAAAUAAAAAUAAAAAAUAAAAAUGAAA
Magnolia sinica is the source of this 4372-nucleotide messenger RNA. RefSeq names its product pumilio homolog 5-like. The transcript has 13 exons. Gene Ontology annotation, molecular function: mRNA binding. The coding region runs from base 338 to 3475 and encodes 1045 amino acids. Gene Ontology annotation, cellular component: cytoplasm. The record is from RefSeq and is a predicted model, not a curated record. Gene Ontology annotation, biological process: post-transcriptional regulation of gene expression. Lineage: Eukaryota; Viridiplantae; Streptophyta; Magnoliopsida; Magnoliales; Magnoliaceae.